AUGACAAUCUUCUUUCAUAAAAUCCUAGAUGCUGAAACUGAGAGACAAUAUAAUACCUUUCAAAGUUAUUCAACCAAUAAAAUCUAACAUUAAUAAAAAUUACUAAUACUUACUUUAUUAUGUGUCUUUAUUAUUUAAAAAGGUAUUGAUUAAAGUUGGGUUUCGUUAGCUUUCAACAUAUUUGGAUUUAUCUUUAUUAUUAUCUCCUAUAAAUACGUGAAAAAAACAUCUAUUUAUUAUAAAUACCUACACUUGUUUGUUGCUUUGAUAUUUAACUUUUUUUAUCCAUUUAAUCGUUACAUGGAUAUAUCCCCAAACCAAGAUACUUAUCUAGAUGGAUACUUUAUUUGUCUAGGAACACUUUCGUAAGAUAUCAGUUAAACUUAGAAUCCUUAAUUCUGUUGAAAUUUAAGCCAAAUACAUUAUAAUGAUACCAACUCUAGCGUUUAAUUUAUAUGUCGGUCCCUAUGAGAAUUAUACCUUUUGGUCAUAAUGUUUAAAGUUUGCUAUCAUGAUUUUUAUGGAUAUUCAAUUCGGUAUUCAACAAGAAAUCUUUAAAAGAAAAUAAUUUUUUAAAUUAAACAUCAAUAAAAUAUUACAAAAUUAUUUUAAUUCUUAAGAUAUGUUUGAUAUCUUUAAGGUUAAAUUUGAUGAAGAUAUUAAAUCUAUUAAAUUAUCAUCUUUAUUAGAAAAACAAAAAUUUGACGAAUUUCAAUAAUUAGACUUUAAACAAAGAAUACGAAAGAUAUGUAUUUAGCCUAAAAAACAAAAUAAUUAAUUAAAUAAAAAAUAAUAAUAAUAUAAAAAUUAAAAUACCUAAAUUAAUUUAGAAACAUUUUUACUAUACUUCCUAAAAGAUAUAAAACCUAAAAAAGAUUUUUAAUUUUUUGAGCAUUUAAAUAGAAAUUCUUCUCAAGUAGAACUAGAAGAAUUUUUAAUAAAUAAUCUUGGAUAGAAUGAUAUCUCUACAUCAAACUCUAAAUAAAUAGUUAUUUAUAAAAUUCAUCACUAUAAAACUCCUUAAGCUUUAAUUAUUAUUAAACAACAUCAGUUUUCUACAACAAUGAAAAAAUUAACAAUUAAGUUAGAAAAUUAUAAACUCAUAAUAAAAUAUUUUAUUUCUAUCCUUAAUUCUUCUUAUAAAAAAGGUUUAUCAAAUUUGUAUGAUUUCAAUCAAAUAUCCGAAUUUAAUAUAAAUUUCUAGUAAGAAAGUUUAUUCAGAGAACAUCUUACAUAAUUAAACAAGGCUUGGAAUUCAUUUAGAAAUAUGAUAGAUUUUAUACAAUUACCUUGUGACAUAAAUCCACUGACAACUUUUAAUAUAUACCACUUGCUUGAAUAAGUAAUAAAAUCAGUCUCAUAUUUGAACCAUGAUAAUAUUGCAGAAAUAGAAAUUAUCAAUAAAUUGAACAGUUCAUUUGUUGUAUCUAACAAAACAAAAAUGAAGUAACUUUUCUUAAACUUGUUUUACCAUAUUUUAGGUUUAAAUUUUGGGAGGACUUAUAUCUGUUUGGAAGAGGAUUAAAAUGAUAAUGUUAUAAAAGUAAAAUUUAGGUAUUAAAGUAAUAUACUUUCGAAUAAAGAGUCGCAACAUUUUCCAAUUAUAAAUCCUUAGUCUUUUUCAGAUUUAAAACAUAACUCAAAAGGAAUAUCUAACCUAGAAAUACCAAUAAGUAUUUGGUUAGUUAGACUAUUGGGACCUAAAGAUAAAAUAAUAAUAAGAAAAAGGAAAUAAUUUUAUGAAUUAGAAUUUGAUUUAUACAAAAUUUUAACUUCAGAUAUGAGUUUACAAUAACACUAUAAUUUAAGAGCAGAAAAUUAAAUAAUAAUGUGUUCGGAAAUUUAACCAUUAUUCACAAAUUGUGUUUCAAUACAACCAUGCUUAUCUUGA
This is a messenger RNA of Paramecium sonneborni, 1891 nucleotides long. Lineage: Eukaryota; Ciliophora; Oligohymenophorea; Peniculida; Parameciidae. The record is from the annotation of a GenBank genome assembly.